Pygoscelis adeliae (Adelie penguin) is the source of this 3148-nucleotide messenger RNA. It is a transcript of the gene SNX25, whose product is annotated as sorting nexin 25. Gene Ontology annotation, molecular function: phosphatidylinositol binding. Gene Ontology annotation, cellular component: early endosome membrane; intracellular membrane-bounded organelle. The record is from RefSeq and is a predicted model, not a curated record. Lineage: Eukaryota; Metazoa; Chordata; Aves; Sphenisciformes; Spheniscidae.
AUGUUCCCUUUGAAUUUCAGAGUAAUUGGUCUGGAAGCUCCCAUGAUUCAGUCCAAUCAAGGAGGGUGGUCAUUUCUCACAACAUGGAUAAAGCACUGAAAGAAGUGUUUGACUACAGCUAUAGAGAUUACAUCCUGUCCUGGUAUGGGCAACUCAGCAGAGAUGAAGGGCAGCUGUACCAGCUGCUAUCUGAAGACUUCUGGGAGAUUGCCAAGCAGCUGCGACAGAGGCUGAGUCACAUUGAUGUAGUUAAAGUUGUCUGCAAUGAUGUAGUGAAAGCUUUACUCUCACACUUCUGUGACCUUAAAGGAGCCAAUGCCAGGCAGGAAGAUCCACCGAGACCUUUUUUGCUGCACCCAUGCUUGAGGAGCGCUGAUGAAGAAGUAAGAUUCCUGCAAAAAUGUUCUCAAAUUCUGGUGUAUUGUCUCCUACCCUCAAAGGAUGUCCAGUCUGUCAGCUUGCGCGUAGUCCUUGCAGAAAUACUUGCAACAAAAGUACUGAAACCAGUGGUGGAACUGCUGAGUGAUCCAGAUUAUAUUAACCGAAUGCUACUCAGCCAGCUGGAGUACAGAGAACAGAUGAAUGAGCAUCAGAAGAAAGACUACACAUAUGCUCCUUCUUAUGAGGAGUUCAUCAAGCUCAUUAACAGCAGCUCCGAUGUUGAGUUCCUGAAACAGCUGAGGUAUCAGAUUGUAGUGGAAAUAGUCCAGGCAACCACAAUCAGCAAUAUUCCCCAAGUGAAGAGGCAGAAAGAUUCAAAAGGAAAAGAAACUGCGGCAAUGAAAGCUGACCUACUGAGGGCUCGCAAUGUGAAGAGGUAUAUUAAUCAGCUGACAGUGGCAAAGAAGCAAUGCGAGAAGAGAAUAAGGCUCCUGGGAGGGCCUGCUUAUGAUAAGCAGGAAGAUGGCCAGGAAGAUGGCAUUUCUGAUGAAGGCGAUGGCCCUCAGAGUCAGAAGAUUCUUCAGUUUGAAGAAAUUUUGGCCAACCCUUCAUACCGAGAGCACUUCCGAAUCUACAUGGAAAGGAUGGACAAGAUGGCUUUGAUCAGUCUUUGGGAAUCUGUGGAGUAUCUGAAGAAUGCUAACAAGGCUGAAAUACCUCAACUGGUGAGUGAAAUUUAUCAGAAUUUUUUUGUGGAAAGCAGAGAAAUACCUGUGGAAAAAUCCCUUUAUAAAGAAAUACAGCAAAGCCUCGUGGGAAAUAAAGGCAUUGAAGUAUUCUACAGAAUUCAGGCAGAUGUUUACGAAACUCUAAAGGACAGAUACUACCCCUCGUUCAUUGUCAGUGAUUUAUAUGAGAGAUCAGUCAAGAAGGAAGAAGAAAGAAGUUCUGCUCAGCCAACUCCUGAGGACAAAGAUGAAGUGAGCCAAGAUUGUGAAGAAGCUACUGAAGAAUGCAGCGCAAGAAUUAAUGAACAGGCCAGUUAUGCUGUAAAUAAACUUCGCCAGCUAAAUGACAAGCUUGAGUAUAAGAAACAGGCUUUAAAUUCCAUAUGUAAUUCACCAAAACCCGACAAAAAGAUUGUUUCUAAGCUGAAGGAUGAAAUUACUCUGAUGGAGAGAGAGCACAAUGACCUUCAGCUGCACAUUGCAAGAACGGACUGGUGGUGUGAGAAUCUUGGCAUGUGGAAAGCCUUCAUUGUCUCAGGCGAGGUUUUAGAAGAGAAUGGAGAACAAGUGCCCUGUUACUCUGUCAUGGUGAGUUUACAAGAAGUCGGUGGAGCUGAAACUAAGAACUGGACUGUUCCCAGGAAGCUCAGUGAGUUUCAGAACCUACACCGGAAACUCAGUGAGUGUUUUCCAUCAUUAAAGAAAGUUCAGUUGCCUUCCCUCAGCAAGCUGCCCUUCAAAUCCAUAGACCAGAAGUUCAUGGAGAAAUCCAAGAAGCAGCUUAAUAACUUUCUGCAGAAAUUGCUCUCUGAUGAAAGACUCUGCCAGAGUGAAGCACUUUACGCCUUCUUGAGUCCUUCCCCAGAGCACCUCAAAGUUAUUGAUGUGCAAGGAAAGAAGUCCUCUUUUUCACUCUCCUCAUUUCUAGAACGACUUCCUGGUGAUUUGUUUUCUCAUCAGGAGGAAGAAACGGAAGAGGAUAGUGACCUGUCAGACUACGGAGAGGAGGUGGAUGGGAAAAGGGACUCUCUUGCUGAACCAUGUUUCAUGCUGAUUGGAGAGAUUUUUGAGCUGCGAGGAAUGUUCAAGUGGGUCAGGAAAACAUUAAUUGCACUAGUACAAGUCACUUUUGGAAGAACUAUUAACAAGCAAAUCCGUGACACUGUACACUGGAUGUUCAGUGAACCAAUGCUUGUUUACUACAUUGGUGUGUUUCGAGAUGCUUUUUGGCCAAAUGGAAAGUUAGCACCGCCACCGAGAGCCAAGAGCGACGAACAAAAGCAAGAGACAAAACAGAGGGCACAGCAAAAACUACUUGAAAACAUUCCAGAUACUCUGCAGAGUCUUGUUGGACAACAAAAUGCCCGUCACGGUGUAGUGAAAGUGUUCAAUGCGUUGCAAGAGAGAAAGGCUAACAAGCAUCUACUCUAUGUUUUGCUGGAACUGCUGCUAACUGAACUGUGUCCUGAGCUAAGAGCUCAUUUAGAGCAGCUUAAUGCCACUUAGGUUUGAAUCUGCACGAUUGGACCACUAGAGAAAUGUCUAUGUCCAGUAAUAGACAUGAAACUUAUUUCCUCUUUUCCAUAGAGGGCUGAGGACUACGAUUAUUUUUAGCGUUUUUCUUUCCUCUUGAGUUUUUUGUGAAGUAAACAGACUUGAAAAGAUCUGAUGCUGUAGUAGGGUAGACAAAACAAUGCUGUAUAGUUGCCAAUUUUUAUUUAAAUUGUUCUAUUUGACUACUCUUCUGUUUCAAAUAUAGAUUGAAAAAAUAAAUGUUCAUAUAAGCUGAAAGAAACCGGAAAAUAUUUUAAACAUUUAUGAAAAGAAAUUUUGCUUAUAGUGGUAAACUAAUGAAUGUUGUACAGUUCUAAUCUCCUCACUGAGGAUCUGAGCAUUCCUUUUUUCUUGUGUAUUGAAAAAGCCUUGUCGUGCAAUACUACAUGUAAAGCUAUUGUGCAAAUUUUAUCAAUUUUGUUUUUACCAAAGAUUUCCCGUGGUUUGAAGCAUUUGUAAGCAAUAAAUAACACAACUGGAUUGCA